CUUCUCCUUACUCCACUUCAAUACACCGCUGCCCUUAUCGCUCCCCUUGCGCCCCCUUGCGCCGGCUCCCCGCCCGAAAAACAGCGCACGCGAACCACACAUCACCUCGACACUCGGUAUUUUGGUAUUUUUGAAGGUGAACGCGAUUUUACGCGUUUAUUACCAACUGGCUGGUCCAAAAUCCGUAGCACUUGGGCUAUUCAAACAUAGCCCCCCAGCAACCGCCUCAUCAAGGCCACCAAAGCCAGGUCCAAACCCCCAAAAACAUCAUGUCCACCCCCGACAUUGGUAAGCUGGAUCUCUCCGAUUCCGACACCACAGAAGAUCUCUUCGCAUCCCCCUCCAAAGUGUCCAAGCCACGACAAAAGUCCGUCUCCAAGCCAACAGACAACAACAACGCGUCCACACAGCGCAAUAACGGCGAAUCAAAAUAUGACGCUGAGCAAGCGCGGGAGGCGUCCUUGAGGAAGGAGUUGGAGAGUGUGAGGAGUAUCAAUGAGGUGAUUGAGGGCGUAGUAUCGAGUCUUGAGUGCGCGAGGGGGAAUAUGGAUGUACGUUGGACAGGAUCCUGUUGGUAUCAUGGGCGCAUGGCAGGUAGAGCUGACUCUUUGUUAUGUAGACUAUAUCAAGAACCGUUACCUCUGCCUCUACCUUGCUGAAUACGUGGAUUCGAAUCUUGUCGCAGACGGAGCAUAAUCAACGACUGAUAUUGAAUCCCAACUGGAAGGGAGCAAGUCAGGAUAUAGUCGAUAUGGAGAAUGAAACAGUACUGAAAGCACAGGCAGCAGAAAUAAGGGCAGCCGAGGAAGAGAGAAGAAGGGAAGAUGCGAGAAGGAGGGCAGAGGAGGAAGAAAGAUCGCGCCAGGCUGGUACCACGACACGGGGAACACGAGGCACUAGAGGACGAGGCAGAGCAGGUAGAGCCGUAAGUAGUGGCUACGGUAGCAGCGGAUAUGUUGCUGGUGGGCCCAGAGGCUCAUCAAAUACCACGCGCUCGGGAUCAGGUAUAGGAAGAGGAACUGGUAGUGUGCGGGGUAGGCGGGGUCCAAGGUAAAAAUGAAAGAACAAAAUCAUACUAUUAUCCUACAAACAAACGCCGGCCUUAUAUCCUAUUGACGCCAUAGUCCUGGUAGGACAUCCUUUUCCAAACGCCAAACCAUACAAACCCAUAAUCUGGUACAGUACUCACUUCUUUUUGAAGAAGUCGCUCAUUUUCUUCAUCCCGCUAACAUUGACUUUCUUUAGAGUCUUCACACCUCUACUCUCUCCGGCUUUCUUCCUCUUUUCAUCCUCUUCCUUUUUCCGCUUCUUCUCGGCUCGUCCUUCUCCGUCCCCUUCGUCAUCUUCGAACCCUCGUUUCCUCGAGGCAUCACCCAAUGAUCUCGCGGCAAUGGCUUCUUGUCGGAGCUUGGCCAAAUCUGCGAUAUGGGCAUCGAGGGGGGCAAAGUCAGUACCGGUCUCGGGCGAUGAUGCAAGCUUUUUGAUAGACUCGCUCAUAUAUGGUGCCAUAUAUUUUGAGCAGAGGAAUGACAUGGCAGUCCGGAGUCUUAGGAGAUCUGCCACCCCAUCAGGGGCAGUGAUGGGUGGCAGUAGGCUUUUCUUGUUGGCCGUAACAGUAACAGAAGAGUCUCCUGAGAGUGAUGUAGCAGCAGUGGAAGCUUGCGAAACAGAGCUUGUCGUGCUCUCAAAUGAAGUGAUGGUGGACUGUGUAUCUGGGGUUUCCGUAGGAGGUGUCGAGAUUGCAGAGUUGGCGGGUUUGACCGCAUCCUCUUCCUCCUCACAGGCAAUAAUAAGAGUCGGGACCUCAAGGGCUUUCCUCACAAACUUCUCCUCCA
Molecule: messenger RNA, 1835 nt
Organism: Hymenoscyphus albidus
Lineage: Eukaryota; Fungi; Ascomycota; Leotiomycetes; Helotiales; Helotiaceae
Source: the annotation of a GenBank genome assembly